Medioppia subpectinata is the source of this 678-nucleotide messenger RNA. Lineage: Eukaryota; Metazoa; Arthropoda; Arachnida; Sarcoptiformes; Oppiidae. The record is from the annotation of a GenBank genome assembly.
AAAAUUUAUAAUGUUUAUACAAAUUAGGUGAAAUAUUUUAAUAAAUACCGACAAGCGUAUCACAAUUUAAUUCAUUUCUAAAGUGUUUAUCAAGUAUAAACUUGUAAUACUUUUAAUUAAAAUAACUACAACUAAAUUUUACAUUUUCAAAUCAAAUAAAAUUAUUACAAUAAUUAAAUUAGUUAACUAUCAUUAAGAAUUAUGAAGGUCAUACUAUUGGCAAUUAUAAUACUGUUUAAUACGGCGCCCAACAAAUGUCAGACCCCUAGUAAUGCUACGGUCACACCAGUAACGGGACAACCAGGAGCUACUGCCACAACCGUUGGUCCAGUAAUAGUUCCACCAUUACCAGGAUCAAUACCACCACCACAAGGAUCACCACCAGGUAUAUCACCUGCGCCAGUAGUACCAUCAGUACCAGGAUCGCAACCAGCACCAGGAUCAACACCUGUUAACGUACCACCCGGUGGAGUCCAACCUGUCCCACCAGCUCAACCUAGCCUACCACUACCAUCAUUCCCAGUCCUACCGACACUACCAGCCCUGCCCACACCACCGGGCAUACCAACGGCCAACGGCACUGUUCCGACACCCACUAUACGACCGCCGAUUCCCGAUAUAUUCGCCAUAAUUCAAACAUUUGGCGAACUAUUCAUGCGGUUUGGCUUUGAGUUCGUC